This is a messenger RNA of Trichoderma citrinoviride, 1140 nucleotides long. Its product is annotated as Mur ligase. NCBI's taxonomy places the organism in Eukaryota, Fungi, Ascomycota, Sordariomycetes, Hypocreales, Hypocreaceae. The record is from RefSeq and is a predicted model, not a curated record. Gene Ontology annotation, molecular function: ATP binding; tetrahydrofolylpolyglutamate synthase activity. Gene Ontology annotation, cellular component: mitochondrion; cytoplasm; cytosol. The annotation marks the transcript as partial. Gene Ontology annotation, biological process: tetrahydrofolylpolyglutamate biosynthetic process. The transcript has a single exon.
AUGAGCACCAGGAUCGCCCUCAAGGCGCGCUUCCCGGUGUCUCGUCUAUUCCACUCACCAAUCAACCGUUCUCUUCGAUCAUCAUCAUCAUCAUCAUCAUCAUCAUCGUUCAGCACAAUGGCCCGAUCCUACGACGAAGCCCUCUCCAAGCUCGCCCUCCUGCAAUCCAACCGCAUCAUCACAAGCCUCUUCGAGUCCAAGUCCCCCGCCAAGAACAAGCCCGCCCAGGACCUCAAUGCCGCCGCCAUCCCCGAAAUGCUCGAGUGGCUCCGGCGGGCAGGCUACUCGCAGCAAGACCUCGCCCGCAUGCGGCACAUCCACGUCUCCGGCACCAAAGGAAAAGGCUCGGUGUGCGCGUACGCGACGGCGAUGCUGGCAAAGUACCGCGUGGUGGGAACGUACACGAGCCCGCACCUCGUCCACGUGCGGGAGCGCAUCGCCAUCAACGGGGAGCCCGUUUCGCGGGAGGAGUUUGCGGCCGCCUUCUUCGAGAUAUGGGAUCGGCUCACGGAGGCUGCGGUGAAGGCGGGCGUGCCGGAGGCCGAUGCGCAGGGGCCGGCGUCGAAGCCCUUUUAUUUCCGGUUCCUGACGAUCAUGGCGUGGCACAUCUUCCUGAAGAGGGGGGUCAGGGAUGUUGUGAUUGAGUGCGGGAUCGGGGGCGAGUACGACUCGACGAAUGUGCUGCCGAGGGAGGCCGUUUCGGCGGCGGUGGUUGCGCAGCUUGGGAUCGAUCAUGUUGCCAUGCUGGGGGACACGGUGGAGAAGAUUGCGUGGCACAAGGCGGGGAUACUGAAGGCUGGCGUGAAGGGGUUUACGAUCAAGUUGAAGGAUCAGCCGGGCGUGAUGGAGGUGCUGAGGAAGAGGGCGGCGGAGAAGGGCGCGGUGCUGGUGGAGGUUGACGAGGAGGAGGUGGAGAGAUGGGGAGGUGUGGAGGGACGUUUGAAGGGGGAUUUCCAGAAGAGGAACCAGGCGCUGGCCGUGUUGGCGGUGCGGGAGCAUCUUGGCUUGAUGGGAGGGGGUGAUAAGCAGCCGCUGGAAGAUAUCCCACGGGAAAUGGUUGAGGGCUUGCGGGCGGCGAGGCUGAGGGGGAGAUGCGAGGUUGUGGACGACGGGGAGGCGGAGUGGCUUUUGGACGGAGCG